Molecule: messenger RNA, 4057 nt
Organism: Cladophialophora immunda
Lineage: Eukaryota; Fungi; Ascomycota; Eurotiomycetes; Chaetothyriales; Herpotrichiellaceae
Exons: 1
Coding region: 602-3544 (980 amino acids)
Biological process (GO): microtubule-based movement
Molecular function (GO): ATP binding; microtubule binding; microtubule motor activity
Source: RefSeq, a predicted model, not a curated record
UGAAGGGAAAACCCUCCUUGCUCUCUUAGUGGUUUGAAGGAGCAACCACACGGCCCCCCAGAGAACAUCCCUCUUGCGCCUUGUCCCUCGUCGCCCAUCUUUCUGUCAAUUUGGUCAACAUCACACACCUUGUUGACCACCCUCUGCGACCGCUGUGUCCAAUUGCAUCCUAAAGACCCUCCAAGACUUGCCAUCUUCAUGCCACAUGCACAUCAGUGAGGUCGCAUGCUCCGGAGAACACAGUGAUCGACCCUCCGCAGUGUUGGACUGUCCCAUGCGGACAGCUUUUCCACCUCAAUUUUCCUCCCUAAAAAGCUGCGACACCCUCCGUUUCACCGCCCUAGAAGCCAGAGAACAGUGCAGUAUACGGGCUUCUGUUUUCUUGGAUAUCCAGAAGAACGCACGAGAUUGCGGGAAUACCAGCUUUGAUUGGUUUUGUGCUCGACGGGUUAAGGACAAGCACAAUCACACAAAAUACACAUCCGGCAACUGUUUCUGACCGCUGAGAAGAAACACCCCCGGAAAGACCAAUAAACCCCGCAUGAGCUGGCUAUAGCCGUCUGAGAUAUACCAGUUGUCCCACUCUGCUGUGCUGGUAGAUAUGUCUCUACCCGUGCUCUCACGGCCUCUGGCCGACCCGCCGACGGGUGCGCUACCUCCAAUUCCUACAAGCAAACCACCGAGGAAGAGUUUACCCCAGACUCCAUCAAGACUGAAGGCUCCAUCAAGGCCUUCAGCGCUACCAACACCACAGCCUGUUCAAUCGGCUCCUGAUCUAUCGCCCGAGAAACCCUCAGGUAUACCUUCCAGCAAAGGUGUGCGGAAAACUGUCAGCAUUGGCUCAUUUCCACAGCCACCCAAUGCCGGUUCGCGUCCUCCCACCUCGGCCUCAAUGGCGUCCACCACAUCCACGAAAAAGAGAACCUCGGAUGGAGGACACAGCAUCCAAAACGCCUCUGUCAGAUCCAAAAAAUCCCCCCGAACCAGCGUCGCAGCCAGCUUUCGCUCAUCUCAAACCCCCAGUCUAUUGAAUUCUGCCGGUGACGGAAUGGCCAUUUCGGCCAAGUUUGGAAAGAGAAUAUCGGACGCUCAAUCCAGUGUCCAUUCUCCUCCGCAAAGUCGGAGCUCUUCGGCCAACGGAUCCUACUCGACCAGCGCGACCACGUUCGAAGAGGGCGAGGAGGAUAGUCGAGGUCGCACAAAAGAAUUGGACGAAGGCACAGCUGAAUCAAAACGAAAUUCUAAGGGAAAAGAGGUCAAAGGCAACGUGAUCGUCAGUGUCCGCGUCCGCCCCGAUACUGGGGCACAAAACAAUGCUCAAACCGAAGGAGAAUGGAUGGUGGACGGCCGAAGAGGCCUGGUUGCAUACCGCGGGAAAGAAGGCGGGGAUUAUCAUCUCGACAACGUGUUCACGACCCACGAUGAUAACGCAAAAGUCUAUGAUGCCGCAGCCAAACGCCUAGUACGUCGAGUCAUGGAAGGCUAUCACGGAACAGUGUUUGCGUACGGCAUGACGGGAACCGGCAAGACGUUUUCGAUGCAAGGAACCAUGAGCAGCCCUGGUGUGAUUCCGCUGGCUAUCACCGAUAUCUUCUCCUACAUCAGAGAGACCCCGCACCGCGAAUUCCUUCUUCGAGUCAGCUAUCUCGAGAUCUACAACGAGAAAAUCCACGACUUGUUGGCUGUGCCCGUCGGUGGAGGCGUCGGACAGCAACAGGAGGAAAUCAAGCUGCGUGAAGAUAGCAAACGGGGUGUAUACGCCACACCCCUAAAAGAAGAGAUUGUGCAGAGCCCAACCCAGCUGCUACGAGUAAUCCACAGAGGAGACACUGCUCGGCGUACGGGAAGCACCCAGUUCAACGCGCGAAGUUCUCGCAGUCACGCAGUGGUUCAGAUCGUCGUCGAGAGCCGAGAGCGAAUACCAGGGUCGGGCUCCUUGCAAGAAAAUGGAAAGCGUGUGGCAAUGCUGCCCGGCGGCGUGCGGGUUUCCACGCUGAGCCUGAUCGAUCUUGCGGGGUCCGAACGUGCGGCAGAGGACAAGGAGCGCCGUGCUGAGGGCGCCCACAUCAACAAGUCUCUGUUGACUUUAGGGACGGUCAUCGCGAAGCUGUCGGGCAACCGUGACAAGAACGGCAACCCUACAGACAAAGACGGGAAGCACCUGCCGUACCGAGACAGCAAGCUCACCCGGUUGCUCCAGCCAGCACUCUCCGGGAACUCGUUGGUCUCAAUCCUCUGUACCAUCCAGAUUGGAGCCGGUUUGACGACGGCUGGCAGCAACCACACAGGUGAAACCCUCAACACCCUGAAAUUUGCCGCUCGUGCAAAGAACAAUAUUGUCAGCCAUGCCAAGCGAGCCGCGGAGGAGAUGGGCAGCGUCAAUGCCGGUCUCUUGGAACGAUAUAGAUCUGAAAUUGCAAACCUCCGGUCUCAACUGGAGGGUCAACAGAAGUCUGCCGCAGAGAAGGAAGAGCGGCAAUUGGAGAAAGAAGCCGAGCAACGUCACGAAGAACAGAUGCUGGAGAUGCAAUUGGCCCGGACGGCGCUCAAGGAGCGAAUCGAGCACCUCAACCGCCUGAUUCUGUGUUCCAAGUCCACUGGCGUUAACAGCGGCACAGUGUCGGCCUUGGGUAUGCACUCACGGCUCUCUGGAGGGACCGAAUUUGCAGGCCCACGGUCUGUACGAUCGUCAGCCAGCCAGUCGACCCUCGGCGUGACACCAAGUCUAGGUCGACACCCAUCGGUGGCUUCCCUGGGAGGGGUGGCUUCGGCUUCCGGACAUCUUUCAUUUUCGGGGAUCCCGGACGAGGACGAAGAAGGCAGCGGCGAUUUUGGCGACGGGAGAGCAUCCUUGCAGUCCCAGGUUCGCGCUUUACAGGCCGAUUUGCAGGACAAGACACGGUACAUCUCGACCCUGGAGAAAAGACUGUUGCAAGCUCGGCGGUCCAGCCACUCUCGGGUGUCGAUGGCGUUCAACAAACCCGCAGGCGACGACAGUGAAAUGCAAAGACGGCUGGAAGAGAAGGAUGCGAUGAUUGCGGACCUGCAGAAGACAGUUGCCGCCCUUCGAUCUGCCGUGCGCAAGCGCGAGAUCGCGGAAUUGACGCCUGAGACAUCGUCCUCGGAGUUCAAGCAGAACCGCGCACAAGCUGGACAUCAGAGCAACAGCAGCAACAGCAGCUCGCAGCUGAGCGUUUCGACCCAGCCAAUUCUAUCUGGUGGACCGCGAUCGCCCCUGACGGCGAGUCCAAUGACGAUCCUUUCCCCUCAAAAGGCGAUGGACAAGAAGCGCAAGACGGUGGAUGAGAUGUCGAGGAUGCUUGACGAGAUGAUCCAGGACAAGGUCGAGAGCGGACAGCUGAACCGGAGGUCUUCAUCGGUUCGGGUGCCUUCGCGAGGCUCGUCGUCUGCGCGUCGGCAUUCACGGCGGCUUUCGACGGCGGGCAGCAGCGGUGCUGUAGUGCCAACAGGACCAGGCAUAGGAAGCAUGGUGGCCUCGCUGCGAGAGCGGGACUCGGUGAUCGAGGCGAAGGAUUCGAGUUGAAGCAGAAUUGGUUUGUUUUAUUAUCACGAUUGACGACAUGACCACCACCAUUUUCCCUUUUUUCCUUUUUUUGGCGGAGUUUCCUUGAGAGGACAACCAUGAAAAGGAGUUGAGACCGCCCAACAGGACGAGAUCCACGGAGCAUGAUUGAUUCUAAUACGGGCGAUGCGGCUGUUUGACCACCUAUUUUCUGGGCUUUUCUUGUUCAGCACGUUACAUUUCUUUGGAGCUUUGACAGCAAUUCUGUUCCUUGAGCGGGACAAUGUGGGAUUUACUAUGUUUAGCAGAAUUCAGUGGGGGAAAGAAGGAUAUCCUCGAGGGAAGCGAUUCCAGGCCAAAAGAUGCAUCCAUGCCACAGAACAGACAGAUACAGAUACCCCCUUUCAUAGACGUUGUUAUAGGUACAAAGUCGUUUUGGGCAGACGGCGACGAGGCUGGCGAGGGUGGUUCCCUUGGUCCUCGUGUAGGUAUAUUAUGCAAGAUCAAUCCAGUCUUCUCUUUGGUUUGCUCGGU